AUGUCUAUUAAUAUUUGUAGAGACAACCUCGAUCCUUUUUACCGUUAUAAAAUGCCUCCUAUCCAGGCUAAGGUUGAAGGUAGGGGUAACGGUAUCAAGACUGCUGUAUUGAAUGUUGCUGAUGUUGCUCGUGCUUUGAAUAGACCAGCGCCAUAUAUUAUUAAAUAUUUUGGUUUUGAAUUAGGUGCUCAAACAUCUAUCUCUGUUGAUAAAGAUCGUUAUUUGGUCAAUGGUGUCCACGAACCUGCCAAGUUACAGGAUAUUUUAGAUGGCUUCAUUAACAAGUUCGUUUUAUGUGGUAGUUGUAAGAAUCCAGAAACCGAAAUCAUUGUCACCAAAGAUGAUGAUUUAGUUAGAGACUGUAAGGCUUGUGGUAAGAGAACUCCAAUGGACUUGAGAAACAAAUUGUCCUCUUUCAUCUUGAAAAAUCCUCCUGACUCAAUGAACGCUGGUAAAGGUAAGAAGAAAGCCGCCACAGCUUCUGCUAAUGUUCGUGGUGGUGGUGUUUCCAUUAGUGAUAUUGCUCAAGGUAAAUCAAAGGCUUCUGAUGAUGGCAGCGACAAUUCAGGCGCUGCGGCUGGUGAAGAGGAUGAGUUGGCUAGACAAAUCAACGCUGCUGCCAGUAACUUGGAAGAUAUUGAAGUCAAAGAUGAAGACUGGGCUGUAGACAUGUCCGAAGAAGCUAUUAGAAAGAGAGCUUUAGAGUUGCAGGUUGAUUCCGGUACAGUUGAUGGUGAAUUAAGUAAAUUAGACGAAUUCGGUCAAUGGAUUUUAACCGAAGCUAGUGAAGACAAAGAAAAUAUACCUUCUGAUGUUGAAUUAUUCAAGAAAGCUGCUGAACUAGAUCUAUUAAAGGAACCAAAGGUUGCUGCCGUCUUAGCUCAAUGUUUAUUCGAUGAAGAUAUCGUCAACGAAAUCUCUGAACACGCUGCUUUUUUUAACAAAAUCUUCAUCAGCCCUGAAUAUGAAUACAAUUUCCUAGGUGGUAUUGAAAGAUUUCUAGGUUUGGAACAUAAAGAAUUAAUUCCAGUAUUACCAAAAAUUUUAGUUCAAUUAUAUAAUAAUGAUAUUAUUUCUGAAGAAGAAAUCAUGCAUUUCGGUAAAAAGAGUUCCAAGAAAUUCGUACCUAAGGACGUCUCAAAGAAGGUGCGUAGAGCUGCUAAGCCUUUUAUUGAAUGGUUAGAAAAUGCUGAAAGUGAUGAUGAGGAAUAG
Molecule: messenger RNA, 1212 nt
Organism: Tetrapisispora phaffii CBS 4417
Lineage: Eukaryota; Fungi; Ascomycota; Saccharomycetes; Saccharomycetales; Saccharomycetaceae
Gene: TIF5
Product: translation initiation factor eIF5
Exons: 1
Coding region: 1-1212 (403 amino acids)
Biological process (GO): formation of translation preinitiation complex; formation of cytoplasmic translation initiation complex; translational initiation
Cellular component (GO): cytosol
Molecular function (GO): eukaryotic initiation factor eIF2 binding; GDP-dissociation inhibitor activity; translation initiation factor activity
Source: RefSeq, a predicted model, not a curated record